Megalops cyprinoides (Indo-Pacific tarpon) is the source of this 1554-nucleotide messenger RNA. RefSeq names its product non-POU domain containing, octamer-binding (gene nono). Gene Ontology annotation, biological process: regulation of DNA-templated transcription. NCBI's taxonomy places the organism in Eukaryota, Metazoa, Chordata, Actinopteri, Elopiformes, Megalopidae. The record is from RefSeq and is a predicted model, not a curated record. Bases 161 to 1507 code for a protein of 448 amino acids. Gene Ontology annotation, cellular component: nucleus. The transcript is spliced from 10 exons. Gene Ontology annotation, molecular function: RNA binding.
GCAAUCAAGUUUGUUUGGUAGCAGAAAGGAAACAGGCACGCUUUCUUUCUUCGGCACUCGUGAUAGCUAACAAGCUAACAGCAUAAUUACCCACGGGAAUUAUUAGCGGGGUAGCUACGUUUUUAACACCGGGGACAGUUUCUGUUUUCUGUGUGUAAGUAUGCAAGUCAACAGAGGACCUCGCCCUGAACAUCAGAAUCACGGACCACCCAGACAACAACAGAACCCCCAAGACCACCAGAAAAAAGCAGCGGUUGCUAACAGCAAUGGGCAGCAUGCAGAGGGCAGUGAGCAACCAAGUCCAAAUUCUUCCUUGACCAUUGAUCUGCAGAGUUUCCGAAAGCCUGGUGAGAAGGCUUACACCCAGCGCAGCAGACUGUUUGUGGGGAAUCUGCCAGCUGGGGUCACUGAGCAGGAGGUUGAGAAACUCUUCUCAAAGUAUGGAAAGUCUUCAGAAAUUUUCAUCAACAAGGACAGGGGCUUUGGCUUCAUUAGACUGGAGUCCAGAACCUUGGCGGAGAUCGCCAAAGCGGAGCUUGACGACACACCGUUCAGGGGCAGGCAGUUGCGUGUGCGCUUUGCGACUCAUGGAGCUGCCCUUUCUGUGAAGAACCUGCCUCAGUUCAUUUCCAAUGAGCUGCUGGAAGAGGCUUUCUCCAUCUUUGGGCAGAUUGAAAGGGCCAUUGUAAUUGUGGACGACCGGGGCAGACCCACAGGGAAGGGGAUUGUAGAGUUUGCAGCCAAACCAGCUGCUAGGAAAGCCCUGGAUAGGUGUGCUGAUGGUGCCUUCUUACUGACUGCGUUUCCCAGACCUGUGACAGUGGAACCCUUGGAACAAUUUGAUGAAGAUGAGGGUCUGCCAGAGAAAAUAAUUAACAAAAACCAGCAGUACCACAAGGAGCGGGAGCAACCGCCACGAUUCGCCCAGCCUGGGACGUUUGAGUAUGAGUACGCUAUGCGCUGGAAGGCCUUAAUGGAGAUGGAGAAGCAGCAGUAUGAGCAGGUGGAGAGGAACAUCAAGGAGGCGCAGGAGAAACUGGAGGCUGAGAUGGAGGCCGCACGGCACGAGCACCAGGUCAUGCUGAUGAGGCAGGAUCUGCUGAGACGCCAGGAGGAGCUGAGGAGGAUGGAGGAGCUCCACAACCAGGAGCUGCAGAAGCGCAAGCAGAUCGAGCUGCGGCAGGAGGAGGAGCGGCGCCGUCGCGAGGAGGAGAUGAGGAUGCACAAUGAGGAGAUGAUGAGGAGGCAGCAGGAGGGCUUUAAGGGCAACUUCCCUGAGAAUAGGGAGCAGGACAUGAGGAUGCAUAUGGGAGGUCAGGGAAUGGGAAUGAACAGAAACGCCAUGGGAGGGAACCCUGUGCCGGCGGGAACUGGAAACAUGCCUGCCGAGGCAGCGCCUUUAAUGCCGGGAGCAGGGAACAACGCAAUGGCAGGAGGUCAGGCCGGGUUCCCAAGAGGCCCCCCAGGACCUGCUGACUUUGGUCCCAACAAACGCCGCAGAUUCUGAGAAACAUCCCUUUUGUGUUUUUUUUUUUUUUUUUGGUAACUUUUGUU